Messenger RNA from Fusarium vanettenii 77-13-4, 756 nucleotides. RefSeq lists its product as uncharacterized. The record is from RefSeq and is a predicted model, not a curated record. The transcript has 2 exons. Lineage: Eukaryota; Fungi; Ascomycota; Sordariomycetes; Hypocreales; Nectriaceae. The annotation marks the transcript as partial. Gene Ontology annotation, molecular function: single-stranded DNA binding. Gene Ontology annotation, biological process: DNA damage response.
GGCACCCCCCGCAACACUUACAAUUUUGCACCUGGAAAUCACGGUAUCGUUUAUCGCGCGAAUACCCCCGAUGGAGGUGCUGGCCACCAGGGAACGGACAAUGAGAAACAGCAGCACGCUGAUCCCAGCGACCCGACCGAGCAAGCAGCAAGCUCUGAACAAGUCAAGUACAAGCUACAAUCUAUGAAAUGGGGCUUGAUCCCGUCGUGGACGAAGCGAAACCCAGACUACGGGUCGAUGCUGAAAACCAUCAAUUGCCGUGAUGAUUCACUAAGCUCACCGGGAGGCAUGUGGGCCAGCAUGAAGGCUCGCAAGCGGUGCAUUGUCGUUGCCCAAGGAUUUUACGAGUGGCUCAAGACCGGCAAAGACAAACAGCCUCAUUACGUGAAGCGAAAGGAUGGCCAUCUCAUGUGUUUCGCAGGGCUUUGGGACUGUGUGCAGUAUGAAGGAUCUGCAGACAAGACCUACACCUACACUGUCAUCACCACAGACUCAAACAAGCAGUUAAAGUUCCUCCAUAGCCGAAUGCCGGUCAUCUUCAACCCCGACUCGUCAGCCAUCAAGACUUGGCUAGAUCCUUCUCGGGAUCAAUGGUCUCGCGAGCUACAAUCUUUGCUCAAACCCUUCGAAGGAGAGUUGGAGGUCUACCCGGUCACUAAAGAGGUUGGUAAAGUCGGGAACAACUCACCAUCUUUCAUUAUACCCCUGGAUAGCAAGGAAAACAAGUCGAAUAUCGCCAACUUCUUUGCCAACGCC